CAGAAGGGUCACAUGGAGGAUUUCAACGCGCACGCGCAGUAGGAAUUAAUCAUAUGGAGUUACCAUGAUGUGAGCGCCAUUGCUAGCAUCUCGGAUAAUUUUUAGCUAUUUUAUGGUGUUUUAGUUGAAGCUGUUUGGAUACAAAUCCAUCGAGACGGCUUCAAGAAAGGGAGACUAAAUGGACAGUACGUCCAUUAUAACUCAAGCAAGCAGGGAAGAGGAACAACUUACAAGUUUUCCUCCGGAAAGAGCUUUAACAUCAGUGAAAAAACCUCGUCACAAGGGUCUUAUUAAUUCCCUACUUUGCUGCUUUGGCGCGAAAUCAAAACGACCUAACCCACCAAUCCACGCAGAAGGAACAUCUGAUGGGAGUAGGCGAAAUAAAAUAUUCUUCCCUCAAGAUAAACACCUUCUUCCACAGGUAAAACAUCAAGAUGCUCAUAAGAUGUGCCUGGUCAUUGAUCUUGAUGAAACACUUGUUCAUAGUUCAUUUAAGCCGAUUAGUAAUGCUGAUUUUAUAGUUCCUGUGGAAAUCGAUGGAGUUAUUCAUCAGGUUUAUGUUUUAAAGAGGCCUUAUGUAGAUGAAUUUCUGCAAAAAAUGGGGGAGAUGUUUGAAUGCGUUUUAUUUACAGCUAGCCUUGCUAAAUAUGCUGAUCCUGUUGCCGAUCUUCUUGACAAAUGGGGUGUUUUCCGCUCGCGUCUUUUUAGAGAAUCAUGCGUUUUUUAUCGUGGUAAUUAUGUGAAGGAUUUGGGUAGGUUAGGUCGAGAUCUUCGCAAAGUAAUCAUAGUAGACAAUUCUCCUGCUUCCUAUAUCUUCCAUCCAGAUAAUGCAGUGCCUGUAAAUUCAUGGUUUGACGAUAUGUCAGACACAGAACUACGGGAUCUAAUCCCCUUUUUUGAGCAGCUGAGUAAAAUGGAUGAUGUCUACUCUGUUCUGCGUAAUUCAAACCAUGCUGCAGGCUCACAUCCGCACCCGAACCCUACUAUUAAUGGCUCCCAUUUCAUUACGCAGCAUGUAAAUGGUCUGAUGCAACCAUCUUAGCACAAAAACCAUGAAGGUGAUGUGAAACAAACUAAGAUAUUGGAGGCCGAUAUUUGCCGUGGCAACCUUAUAUCUGUAGUGAUUCGGAAGUUUAUUCUAACUUGAGACAGAAUGAGAAAUAUAUUUAUUGAAUUUCCUUUUAUCAAGCAGAAUUUUGUAUCGGCAAAAAGUUUCAACAAAAUUUCCGAAAGGCAAUUUUUUUUUACAACGAAAUGAAUUUUUUUUUUUAACUACUCAGUGCUUAUUUAAAGUUUGUUACAUAACUGCAAGCAUUCUUCCAUUCUUUAAAGAUUCUAGGAAGAAUAUAUAGAAGAUGCCUUUUGCUUUUAUUGCACUUUACUUGUGUAUAUUGAACUGAAAUAUAUAGUAUGAUUUGUUUGUUAACCCCUUGUGAGAAUUAAUUGAAUCAGAACUUCAGCCACUGUGUAUAUUUUUACCAUAUAUUGUGCCUUGCUUAUGUGCUGUUUUUCAUUCCAUUCAAUCAUCAUGUAUAUAAAAUUUUAGUAAUAUUUUAUCAUACCAGUUAAUUGUUGCUUGUGUAUUAGUCAGAAGUUUAAAUUUUACAGAAGUGAACAUAGUUUUAUUGUUUUGAAACAAUUUAUUUCUGUUAUUUUUUAUAGAAUAAAAAUCUUUUAUUAGACAGUUUCUUUUAUUUGUUUACUUUGUAUUUAAUUCAACUGUCAACUGAAUAGUUUUUAUUAAUAGUGGCUUACAAAAUUUUUAAGAUAAUUAAUGAAAAUUUGUUUUGCCAUUAUUGUUUUAUUCAUUUGGCAGCUGUUAUUUCAAUUUCUAUUAUGGAUAAUUCAACAGAUUUACAUUAACAUAAAAUUUUGGAAGUGCUAUGUGUGAGAUAUUGUAGAUGUUACGUUUUCUAUAAGCAAGAUACUGUUGGUUCCAAUGUAAAAAAAUUUGGAGCUGAGCAACAAUGUUGCCAUGGCAAGAUAUAGACAAAUAAUCGGCUUAUUCAGAGUGUUGUGGCAGACAAAUUUUUACUGCCAAAAUAAUCCCCUGUAACGUGAUAUAAUCUGCUGCAUUCUGCCACAUUUCAGGACUGUGUUUUAUUUUCAAGACCAGAAGAGUUGGGCUGUUAUCAGCACCACGUGAUUUGUUAACUUUUUGUUAGAAGUGAAAUGAGGCUCUUCAUAUCAAUAACACUGUUAUCUUUUCAUACCGGUCAUUGGCUGGCUUUGAAAAUCUUAGAGCAAUACAAUAAUUUAUAUGCAGUUAUCUGAAGCUGCAUAUAAAACCUGGAUAUUUGCAAGGUUUUUCUGAAAAUUGAGCUUCAAAGCAAAUUUGUUAGCUAUAUAUGUAUUUGUAUGAUAAAAUGUUCAAAGUAGUCAUUUUAUAUGGAUACACUAAGUUACUUGAAGAUUGAAAGUGACUGUUAAAUUAUGCUCAAUAGCAUCUGUUAGUAGGUGCAGUCAAGCUGUUAAUCUUUUAAAUACCCAUCCCAGUGAAUUUCAAAUAAAGAAGUCUAAUUUAUUACAUUACAACUGAUUGUUGCUCCUCUUAAAAUAUUUCAAUUUCUCACGUGGUAAAUUUUUUAAAUGCUUCAUUGAUUUUUGGAUGUCGCUUUUACAUCAUUUGCUUGUUUGAGGGUGUAUAAAAAAAGUGCACAAAAAAGGAUUUCAUUUAGUUUAUAACGGUAAAGUAUGAAAUUUUUGAAAAAAUAUUGAGUAAAGAAUUUUGCUAAAUGAUGUUAAGCGGCAAAAUGUGUUAUUCUUUGCCUCCCAUUACUAAGAUGAAUUCGAGCCUUUUCAAAAUUCAAGAUUCUCUGUCGAUUAAACUUGUAUCCAUUUUUUAGGAAAGAUUAAUAAAGUAGAGCUGUUGCAUUCAUAAGGUUAACUUUCAUUUUUAUCAUUCAUUGCUUAAAUUUAAUAUCCUUUUAUUGGUUUAAAAGUGCUUGAAUGUGCCUGCUGCUUUGUUGAAUUAAGGAAACAGCGAUAAUAUAUGAAUGAUAAAAAAAAGUUGAGAGAACUAUUGGUAUUGUUGAUUUGAUUUUAAGAUGAUACUGAUUUCUGUAUUCCUCAAAGUUUUCUAGUGUGUACAGUUUGAGUUUUGCAUGAAGUUCAUCAUAUCCAAAAUGUUCUGCUUUCUUGUUAAUAAUGAGUGAUGGUUGUAAUGUGAAAUCAAAUGAGAACAUGUUCUGUAAAUAUUUUUUAAAAGACAUGUUGUAAUUUGUACUAAUUUUCCUCAUGGUAUUGAUUAUCUUUUCAAUUUGAAAGGAUUGCCUUUGUCUAAUGUUGAUUUAAAUUACUCCAAAAAUAUAAAAAGUGUAGUUAUAGAUUUUAAUGAAAAAUUUUCAUAAUUUUUUUCAGUUUUAAUUAACUUUUUUAGCAAUCCUUAUCUUGGUGUUUGUUAAAUAAUUUAAGUUAAUUGAAUAUUUUUAAGUGUAUAAAUAUAAAUAUUGACAAAUAAUUAGAAUCACAUGUAGAAAUGUAGCCAUGUUGUAUUUACCAUUGUUCCAGCCAUGGGGAAACUUGGGACAAAUUUCAAAAUGGUUUUGAUAUUGUUAUGUACAUAGAAUAUCAUAAGAACCAAUUUGUUACAUUGGAUCCCUUCAGGCUUACUCCAGAUUUAGAUUUCUCACAAACAAUAAGUCAGUAAUACCUAUAAAUGACAUUGAUACAUUUUUUAUACUGUGUACAGUGGCCUUAUGAGCUCCACACCUUGUUUGUACAAAGAUUUAUGUGGACACAACUAAACACAAUAGAAUAAUAGCAAUUGCUCUGAUCAAAAACUCACUGUCUUUUUCACACAUGGCACAUCAGCCUGAUGAGCUCAUGAUGUGUUAAGCGUCGUCAUGUAUUUACUACUUGUAUCUUGUGAUUACGAAGGACUAAAGGUGCAUAAUGUGAUUCUAAUCUACCAGGAGACUAAAUUGUUAAAAGUGUGUUACUCUUGUGUAUAUCGAGAAGCGUUGAGUUUUAACUUGAAUAUUGCUGUUUUUAUAAUAUGAACAUUUUCUUUUCCAUACGUUCUAUCCCUUUUUAAUAAAUAUAACUUUGGUUUUAAGUAGACGUGCUGAUAUUUCAGUUAAGGUUCAUCCUGUUCUUUAAACAUAUUGUGGUGAAAUAAAAGCAAGUUUAGUUAGUAUCUAUUUUAUAUAUAUGUAUAUAUAUUUGCUUUAUAUCCUUAUCAUUCUUUGAAUUGAAGCAUUUUCCUAAUAUUAUUUUUUCUUCCCAAUAUGUUGGUUUUCGAAUUUCAUUUUUUAUAUAGAAAUAUAGUCAUUUUGAUUUUAUUAAAUUAUCCCUUUUAAAUCUGUAGAAUUAUUGAGGAUAAUUAUUUAUAUCUUGUUAGUUCUGAUGCAAACAAUAUUUCUUUUUAUUGUCUUGGUUUUAUUUGAAGAUUGAGUUAUUUUUCACCUUUAGGGGCAGAAUAAUUUCUGCAGCAGCUUCUCUGUAAAAUUCAUAUCAUUUGAGCUUGGAUUGUUAAGUAUUUUAUUCUUUUAAGUUUCUAAAUAAAAACUUAUACUGUGUCUUGUGCUAAUGUUAGAAAUAUAGUCUAACGAUGGGUGGUAAUAAUGAUAGUAUCAAGUGGUUUAUAAUUCAUAUCCUUCAUUUAAAUAUAUGAUUUUUUGAGAAGUGGGACUAAAUAUACAGCUUGUUGGGCCAUUGAUUGGAAAUCUGUUUAUUGUGUGUAUGUCUUCAUAAGCCUCUCAUUUGGUUAAAGGAAGGCUAAAUUAUAAUCGAGAUAUUUUUAGGUAUGGUGAUUUGUAAGAAAAUAAUUUGUGAUAGCAACAUUCAAGAAUUAAAACUUCAUGCUUCAAGAUAUUCAAAAGAAUUGGUGCUCAAUAAAGUGUUCAUUAUCAUGAAUACAAGUCUAGUAACUUUCCUCCCCAAUCGAGGCACAUUUAGUAUAUGAUUGUUUUGAGUUACUUCCAAAGCAAUGCUUCAUUUUGUUAAAUUUUAAGUUACAGUUAAUUUUUAAAUAGUAUUAUUUUAUGCUUUAUCGUAUUUUAAAGUUUUAAUUCUACUUCAUAAAACAAAUUUUGAAUUCAUUUUUAUUUUUAUCUCCAGAAUUUAAAUAUUAUGUACAGCUGCUAUUGCUCGUUUACUGUUUUAAAAGGUUAAUUAUCACCCCAGCUGGUUUGGGGGAUUGUGACUUGUUAUAUAGCAGUUUUUGCAAGAUUAAAAUAUGCUCAAACAUUUCUUUCUUUGUAGAAGUUAGUGUGCCAAACUUGUUACUAUAUGGGUGGGGAACUGGUUAAUCUAAGUCUUCCUUUCAACAAUACUUAUUUGUGUGUGUCCAGUUGAACUACAUAAGCUCUCCAUGUAACUGUUCAAGUAUGGAGUAUUUCAUGAACAGUGGCUUGUUCAAAUAUAUAAAAUAUUUUCAUGACUGAAGAAACUAUUGUUGUGCAUCGUUUAACCAGUUAUGAUAUUAUUUAUCUCUUGCCAGGAGUGCUCAUUUUAUGAGCUUUUUUGCCUAAAAUAAAUGAUUCAUUUUUAUUUUUCAUUUAACUCUUAGUUUUCUUCAAAGAGAGUUUACAGCGUGUGUAUUUUAAUAUUUUUUGUUAAUGAAACAAAUUUUUGAAAUAUCUUUUCAAGGUUUUAAAAAAAUUGUAUUAUUUUCACUGUGCUGUAAAAUAGUUGCUUGAAUGAGCUGAGUUCUGUAUAAAAUUAAACUACUGUAAAGGCCUGUCAUUUAUUCUUUUACAGUUUUAUUUAUAGUGUAAUUUUUGAAUUUAAAUAAGUAAAAUGAUGCUUCAGCUUUAUGUGAAAUGACAUGAAUUUAAAUGAUCAUACCGUCCUCCAAAUUCUUUUAUUUUUAAUAUUUUAUCACAGCUCAAAUAAAAUUUCUUCCAUGAUUUUGUUGGUCUAUUGAAUUUUUUAGUUACUAAAAUUGUUAACUAGAUGGUAUUUGUUUAAAAUUGAAUUUAAUAUCAUUUUUAACAGCACUUAUUAUAUUGAACUUUAUUUUAUUGUUUCUGCUGCUCUCGGGUUAUGUAUUUAUAUAUUAAUCAGUGUUAAGUACAAAUUCAGAAUAUACUAAAUUAUAUUUUCUAGAAAAGUUCAUAUUUUUAAAUGCAAUACCUCAUUUAAUACAUUAUUGCUUUUAUUUAUAUUGGUGUUAUAGUUAGUUUUUGUAAAAGUGCAUUAUGGAAGAAAAACAGAAAAAUAUUUCUUAAUGAAUACAAGUAUGUUUCAAUUUUCUUAAAAUGCAUUGCUAAUGUUUCGAUGCUGUAUUUACUAUUAAGAAUGAUAUUGAUAAUCUGUUUUGGAAAUGGGGUAAGGGUGUCUUUUUUUCCUCCUUUCCACACUCUAUAAAUGUACCAUUUUGAAUUUCUGUAUGUGGAGGGGAGGAGGAAAAAAAGUCAGUUGCCUUUGUUAAUUAAAGAUCACUAAAUUUAAUGUAAAAUUACCAGUUUUUGAUUUAUGCAUACAUUAUUUUUCUUUGCCCCAUUAUCAAAAUAAAAAUAUAUAUAUAUUGUCUUUUUUAAAAUAUAAAUUUUUAAUGUACUGUCACUGUUUCAUGUAAUUAAGUUUACUAUGUUUUAAUCAUAUUAUUAGUCUCCUGGUAGUGCAGAUGGUUAUUAUUAUUUUUUUUUUUAUUGACACCCAAAUGAAUGUGUUUGAUUGAUAAACUCUGUUAACAAAUACCUCUUAGUGUUGUGCUGAAGUCCAGAAAUGUGCCUUUUGUUUCUAUACAAGAACUACAAGCUUCAGAUGAAGCAAUGUUCACAAGAGACUUUUUUAUAUCAUACAUAGCUUUCCUUUGAAAUAUACAAUUAAUGGAGGGUAAUUGUCAAUAUCAUUAAAAACUGAACAGACCUGUG
This is a messenger RNA of Argiope bruennichi, 6821 nucleotides long. Its product is annotated as carboxy-terminal domain RNA polymerase II polypeptide A small phosphatase 1-like. The record is from RefSeq and is a predicted model, not a curated record. The transcript is spliced from 8 exons. Bases 179 to 1042 code for a protein of 287 amino acids. Lineage: Eukaryota; Metazoa; Arthropoda; Arachnida; Araneae; Araneidae. Gene Ontology annotation, molecular function: RNA polymerase II CTD heptapeptide repeat phosphatase activity.